AUACCUUGCAUGUACAAUUAGUGAAUAUAUCACACUUACACAUCAUGAAAUUGUUACUUUUGGCUGUGGUUGUGGGAGCGUGUUACUGCGCUCGCUUAGAUAAUACAUACCUUCCACCCGCAGGCGCCCACGGCGCCGGUGGUGGACCAGGAUUAUCCGCCCCGUUUGGACCAAGACCAUCAGGAGGCGGCGCUCCAGGCUUCGGAGGACGACCGGGAGGACCAGGUGGUCCAGGAUUCGGAGGACCGGGAGGUGCACCAGGGCCGUUAUACGGACCGCCUAGCGGACCCGGAAAAGCCGGACCCGGUGGUCCAGGACCUAACGGGUUUGGGCCAGGACCACACGGUGGAUUCGGUCCCGCUGGGCCGGGUGGAUUUGGACCAGGACCGCAAGGAGGAGGAGGUCCCGAUGCACGUGCCAAUAUUUUACGCUUCGAUAACACCCCGAACGCCGGAGAUGGCAGUUAUCAAUUCAGUUUUGAAACUGAAAAUGGGAUCAAAGCAGAAGAAGAAGGACAUGCCAGACCAGACAGUAAUCAAGAGGAAGGCGGUGAAGCUGUACGUGGAUCGUUUUCUUACACUGCUCCUGACGGUCAACAGAUCGAAAUCACUUAUACAGCCGAUGAAAAUGGUUUUGUACCACAAGGAGCUCACCUUCCCACACCUCCCCCAAUUCCGGAAGAAAUCUUAAGAUCUCUCGAGCAAAAUGCCGCUGAAGAGGCUCGUGGAGGUGGAAGCGAUGGUAGCUACAAUGGCGGUCAAGGUGGAUAUCCAAGUGGAGGUCCUGGUGGAAGACAAGGGGGUUACCCCAGCGGAGGACCAGGCGGUUAUCCAAGCGGUCCCGGUGGGCGACCCAGCGGCCCGGGGGGUUUUCCAAGUGGAGGAGGUCCUGGCGGUUAUCCUAGUGGUGGUCCGGGAGGUUAUCCUAGUGGUGGUCCAGGUGGUUAUCCUAGCGGUAGUGGUCCUGGUGGAUAUCCCGGAGGCUCCAGCAGUCCAGGUGCCGGUGGACUACCUGGUGCAAGACCCGGAGGAAGUAGGCCGGGCUUCAAUCCUCAAACUGGAUACAGUUAUUAAAUAUAUUUAUAAUGAAGGGUAGUAUUUAUGAAGCGCUUGCCAAUGGGAUUAUGCCAUAAAUAAAAUACGUACUUAAAUGUAAUGCAUCGUCGCAGAACAUUUAUUUUGCUUCGUUAAGCAGUUAACAGCUGUUGAUUCAAAGAAGUACAACACAUUUUUUUUAUAAUUUAGCUAGGAAUUAUUACAAUUAUUAGGACGACAUUUGCUAUGUUUCAGGUUAUGAGAUUUCAUUUUUGUGAUUUUAAAGGUGCUACGAUCGCCUGUACUUAGCGUAAGCUAAUAAGUAGGGUAACACCUAGCUGUUAGUUGUAAAUGCAGGUAUUUUGUGUGUAUAGUAUAAAUAAUAAGGAUGUAUAUAUUUAUUUUAAAUAAAUGUGCAAUUA
Molecule: messenger RNA, 1456 nt
Organism: Photinus pyralis (common eastern firefly)
Lineage: Eukaryota; Metazoa; Arthropoda; Insecta; Coleoptera; Lampyridae
Product: pupal cuticle protein 36-like
Exons: 5
Coding region: 45-1073 (342 amino acids)
Cellular component (GO): chitin-based extracellular matrix
Molecular function (GO): structural constituent of chitin-based larval cuticle
Source: RefSeq, a predicted model, not a curated record